CCACUCUCGACUCUCCAAAACUUCGAGCUGUGAGUUUGCAACACCUCACUGCUUGUGACUUGCCCCUUGGAAAGUCUGCGCAGAAAGGUGACCCAUGCUCACGAACAUCGCGAUUCUGGAACUACACUUCUCACUUUCUCCCAUCUAGCCCUUCGUGUAGCGGGUGAGGGAGGCAACGCACGUCAACUCUCUCCACUACCUCACGCCAGUAACGCUCGAAAGCGUCAUCAUUGUCCGGACAAAGACCUGAGGAAAUCUGAUUGUCGACAAAAGCUCCACAGGGCUAAGCAAGCGUCACCUCACCUCGUCGUAGGACCCAUCUUCAAUUCGCGAUGUCUUCAACUGGUCAAGCCAAUGGGACAGCGGUGUCUGCCCCCACCGAUUAUAGCAAAGCUACGGAUGGCACCGGCGUGAUUGGCCUGGAUCCGUGGCUGGAGCCCUUUGCGCCUGCACUUCGAGACCGCUACUCCUUGUUCAAAUCAUGGGUCGACAAGAUCCGACAGACAGAAGGGGGUCUGGCUCAAUUUUCCAAGGGCUACGAGAAGUUUGGUUUCAAUGUGGAUGAUGGAACGGGUGAUGUGUUGUACAGGGAAUGGGCACCUGGCGCGACCUCCGCCGCGCUCAUUGGCGACUUUAAUCAAUGGAGCAGAGAAGCCACGCCGCUGAAGAAGAACGAGUUUGGUGUGUGGGAAGUGGUGCUGAAAGGUCAAAAUGGGCAGGCUGUGAUCCCGCACGGAAGCAAGGUCAAGAUCUCCAUGACCACAUCUAGCGGCGAGCGGAUCGAGCGGUUGCCCGCUUGGAUCAAACGAGUCACGCAGGACCUAUCCGUCUCGCCUGUUUAUGACGCCAUCUUUUGGAAUCCCCCGGCAAGCGAGAGAUACCAGAUGAAGCAUCCCAGACCUCCUAAGCCAGACAACAUCAAGGUGUACGAAGCGCAUGUAGGCAUUGCGACACCAGAGCCACGCGUGGGAAGUUACCCAGAGUUCACCAAGAACGUGCUGCCGCGUAUCAAGGACCUGGGAUACAACACGAUUCAGCUCAUGGCUGUUCAAGAGCAUGCUUACUACGCGAGCUUCGGCUAUCAAGUCACGAAUUUCUUCGCAGCCAGUAGCAGAUACGGCACUCCCGAGCAGCUAAACGAGCUGAUCGACGUGGCCCACUCGCUGGGCAUCACGGUACUGCUGGACAUCGUCCACUCGCAUGCUUGCAAGAACGUUUUGGAUGGGCUCAACAUGUUCGAUGGCACGGACCAUCUUUACUUCCACGAGGGCGCACGUGGUCGACACGAGCUUUGGGACUCCCGACUCUUCAACUAUGGCAGUCACGAGGUGUUGAGAUUCUUGCUGAGCAAUUGCAGAUACUGGCUAGAACAGGGCUUCGAUGGGUUUAGAUUUGACGGAGUGACGAGCAUUCUCUACCAUCAUCACGGUAUUGGCACUGGGUUCUCCGGGGGCUACCACGAGUACUUUGGACCCUCUGUCGAUGUGGAAGGCGUCGUCUAUCUCAUGUUGGCCAAUCAAAUGAUCAAGGAGGUCUUGCCCUCAGCGACUACAAUCGCGGAAGAUGUCUCGGGCAUGCCAGCGCUCUGCCGACCAACGUCAGAAGGUGGCGUCGGAUUCGAUUACAGGCUUAGCAUGGCCGUGCCGGACAUGUGGAUCAAGUUGCUAAAAGAGACUAGAGAUGAGGAUUGGGACUUUGCAAACAUCUGCUUCACCCUGACAAAUCGUCGGCAUCUUGAAAAGAGCAUCGCGUACGCUGAAAGCCACGAUCAGGCGCUGGUCGGCGACAAGACCAUCGCGUUCUGGCUGAUGGAUAAAGAGAUGUAUACGAACAUGUCUGAUCUGACAGAGAGAACGCCGAUCAUCGAUCGAGGCUUGGCGAUGCAUAAGAUGAUUCGGUACGUCACCCACGCAUUGGGCGGGGAAGGAUGGCUGAGCUUCAUCGGCAACGAGCACGGCGAGCCCGAAUGGUUGGACUUUCCCCGCGAAGGCAAUGGCAACAGCUUUGCGCACGCUCUUCGGCGUUUCGAUUUGGCAGAUGAUGAGCUUCUGCGCUACAAGUACCUCAAGGCGUGGGACAAGGGCAUGAAUCAUCUGGAAGAACAAUACAAGUGGCUAGCCGCUCCCCAAGCUUACGUGAGCCUGAAGCACGAGAGCGACAGGGUAGUCGCGUUCGAGAGGGCUGGUCUGGUCUUUGUGUUCAACUUUCACGCUACCAACAGCUACACUGACUACCGCAUCGGAGUAGAUGUACCUGGCGAGUACGUCAUUGCUCUGGACAGCGACGAAAAGGCUUUCGGAGGACACGGCAGAAUCGACCAUGCGCAAAGUCGCUUCUUCACCACUCCUUUGGAGUGGAAUGGACGUCGCAACUUUGUCCAGGUCUACCUGCCCAGCAGGACCGUCAUCACGCUCAAAAAGGUAGCGUAGGUAUCUAUCGAUUGUGCGGCGAACGCACGUGUCCAACAGGACCGAAUCGUACGUCUCUAACGAAAUCGACGAGGAAUGGCAGAGUGAGGCCUUGAAGCUUGCCUUGAUUCGUCUGAGGAUGGUUCAAGCUCACUGGGCUCAUCCGCGAGCGAGCUCGUACGGGAGUGCAAGGUCUCAGCAAUGACAUUUCAGCAGCUACUCAUAGAC
This is a messenger RNA of Ceraceosorus guamensis, 2636 nucleotides long. Its product is annotated as glycoside hydrolase. The record is from RefSeq and is a predicted model, not a curated record. Bases 333 to 2429 code for a protein of 698 amino acids. Gene Ontology annotation, cellular component: cytoplasm. Gene Ontology annotation, biological process: glycogen biosynthetic process. NCBI's taxonomy places the organism in Eukaryota, Fungi, Basidiomycota, Exobasidiomycetes, Ceraceosorales, Ceraceosoraceae. The transcript is spliced from 9 exons. Gene Ontology annotation, molecular function: hydrolase activity, hydrolyzing O-glycosyl compounds; cation binding; 1,4-alpha-glucan branching enzyme activity.